AUGGGAAGAUCACAGGAUAACCUGAUCAACUGGGGAUACGCCGAAGAAGAGCCCUGCCAAUGUGGAGGAAAACAUGACACACCUGCUGACCUGUCCAUCUUUGCUGGCCCCAUGCACUUUCCAAGACCUGUGGUUGGCCAGCGACGCUGCAGUGAAGUGUGCCGAACACUGGAGAGAGAUGACGAGGGGUCGGCCAUUACGAGACGACACAACGCGGGCGGCAGGCAACGCCGCGGCCGUGCGGACGGCCGCAGAGGAGUUGCUGGAAUUCUGCACGGCUUGACCGCCGCUCACACGUUCCUAAAGCGUUUUUCUGCGGAGACUGUUGUUAAGAACAGUAAAAGGUCGCGGAAGGCAACCCGCGCGGCGGGCAGGCUGCUCCCACCCCACACUCGUGAGCGCGGAGUUGAAUGGACCGGCAGAGGCAGCGCCCCCACUGACUGCGCCGCGCCGCGUUGGGCUCGCCAGAGAUCGAUUAUCGCGGCGUGUCGCGGCGUGCCGCCCACGCAGCCAGCCGGCAGUGCGCGGCACGGCGGCAGCCUAGGAGUCCCGUCCCGUGCCUUGCCUUCCACCGGCCGCUGCGCGUCUCGCGCCCUCCUCCGCCAGCCGAAGUCGGCUGCGGGCAUGCAGAAGAAGAAGAGCGGCAGCGGUGGGGGCGGAGGCGGCGGGGCCGCGCGGAAGGCGCAGGCGGCGCAGGCGGCGCUGGAGGAGGAGCUGCGCGCCAUGGCCGGCUCGCCGGACGACAAGCUGGCGGCCGCCUGCCAGAGGGCGAGCCGCGCGCUCGCCGACAACGCCAGGCUCAAGGAGGUGGAGGCCCAGCUGGAGGAGCAGCUGGUGAGCACGCAGAAGGAGCGCGACCACACGCAGGUGGAGCUGCACAAGGCCAUGCGGGCCCGCACACAGCUCGAGAGCCUCUGCCGCGAGCUGCAGAAGCAGAACAAGGCCAUCAAGGAUGAGAACCUGCAGAGGAUCCGCGAGGAGGAGGCGCGGCACCGCGAGAUGACGGACAAGUUCCAGAAGAUGCUGGCCGAGAUGAGCGCGCAGGUGCACGUCAACAACAGCAGCACCAGCCAGCUGCGCGACGACAACUGCGAGCUGCAGCGCCGCUUCCAGCAGCUCGUCGAGCAGCAGCGCCUCCGCGACCAGCAAGUGGAGAAGAUGUCGAAGCAGCUUGAGCUGGAGACGCAGCUGCACAACGCCCAGAUGGCAGAGCUGAGGAUGCAGGCCAACCUGGAGAAGGAACAGCUGCUCAGGGAGAAGCAGCAGCUGCUCAACGACGUGAUGAAGUACGAGGAGCAGGUGCACGCCAUGGAACAGACGGAGGAGAACCUGCGCAGCCAGCUGGCGCUCUACGCCGAGAAGUUCGACGACUUCCAGACCGCGAUGACGCGCAGCACUUCCGUCUUCAACAAGUUCAAGGAGGACAUGGAGAAGAUGAGCAAGAAGAUCACGCAGCUGGAGAAGGAGACAGCGUCGUGGCGGAGCCGCUGGGAGAAGAGCCAUGAGUCGCUCCAGCAGAUGGCGGGCGAGCGGGACCAGCAGGGUCGGGAGCUGGAGCGCGUGACCCGGCAGUCGGCCCAGCUGGAGAAGCUGUGCCGCACGCUGCAGGCCGAGCGGCAGCUGCUCAUGAGCCAGCUCGCCGCCGUCCCAGGUAUGUCUGAUUCAGCUGACCCCGUUCCAGAGGUCAACAUGGAGGCUGCGUCGGAGGGCAACAUGGACCCUGUCGCAGAGAGCAGCAUGAACGCUGUCUCGGGGGACAAAGUGGAGACUGCCCAGGAGGGUAACAUGGAAGCUGUCCAGGAGGGAAAUGUUGAGACUGUUCCAGGCUGCAACGUAAAGGCUGUUCCGGAUGCCAAAACGGUGUCAGUACCGGAUAGCAGCAGUGAAGGAAAGACGAGCGGCGGCGAAGACAUCGACCAGUGAAGGACCGCGUGGCCACUGGAGAGAGAAAAAGUGACGAGCGCGUGUGGCGCUGUCGUCGCACCGUUUUGUCGCCCGCGCUUUGUCUACGACUCUGUAUCCAAUGUACUUUGUAAUGUACUAUAUCUAAAUUAUUCAGUACACUAUGUAUAGUCUAAUAAAAUUACUACGAAACGA
Molecule: messenger RNA, 2097 nt
Organism: Schistocerca gregaria
Lineage: Eukaryota; Metazoa; Arthropoda; Insecta; Orthoptera; Acrididae
Product: alpha-taxilin
Exons: 10
Coding region: 1-1923 (640 amino acids)
Molecular function (GO): syntaxin binding
Source: RefSeq, a predicted model, not a curated record